AUGGCACGCCGAGACUACGCUCAGGACAGAGAAUCGAUCAAAACAUUUUUGGCCGAAUUCUGUAAAUGCGACGAUGAUGGCAAAAAGGAGUUUGUUUAUGGCUCGCAGCUGGUGAAGUUGGCUCACCGUGAGCAAGUACUAAUCACAAUUGACUUGGAUGAUCUGGCGGAGUUCAAUGAGAGUCUCGCCGAGGCUGUGAUCGAGAAUUGCCGACGCUAUGCGUCCAUCUUCAGUGAUGUGAUUGCCGAGCUGCUGCCCAGCUACAAACAGCAAGAGGUGCACGCCAAGGAUGCCUUAGAUGUGUACAUUGAGCAUCGUCUGAUGAUGGACGCGCGCAAUCGGAAUCCGAUGGAACAACGCGACGAACGCAACGCUUUUCCCACGGAGUUGAUGAAGAGAUUUGAGGUUGGUUUCAAGCCACAGUCCACGGAAAAGGCGCUUUCCAUACGGGAAGUGAAGGCGCAGCAAAUUGGCAAACUGGUCACAGUUCGUGGCAUUGUGACCCGUUGCACGGAGGUGAAGCCCAUGAUGGUGGUGGCCACCUACACCUGCGAUCGCUGUGGCUCCGAGACAUAUCAGCCGGUCAACUCGCUGUCCUUUAUCCCCGUUCAGGAUUGCCCCUCAGAUGAUUGCCGGGUGAACAAAGCCGGCGGUCGUCUGUAUUUGCAGACGCGUGGUUCCAAGUUUGUCAAGUUCCAGGAGAUUAAAAUGCAGGAGCACAGUGACCAGGUGCCCGUGGGUCACAUUCCCCGCAGCAUGACCAUACUCUGCCGUGGCGAGGUGACGCGUAUGGCACAACCAGGCGACCAUGUCCUCGUCUCUGGUGUGUUCCUGCCCAUGGUUCGCACUGGCUUUGCUCAAAUGAUGCAGGGUCUGCUCUCCGAGACAUUCCUGCAGGCACACCGUAUCAUUUGCAUUAAUAAGAAUGAUGACAUCUCGGAUAAGGACUCCGAAUUGACGCCUGCUGAGCUGGAGGAGUUGGCACAGGAUGAUUUCUACGAACGUCUGGCCACCAGUUUGGCCCCUGAGAUCUAUGGUCACUUGGAUGUGAAGAAGGCGCUGCUUCUGCUGCUUGUAGGAGGAGUGGACAAACGUCCAGAUGGCAUGAAGAUUCGCGGCAGCAUUAACAUCUGCCUGAUGGGCGAUCCCGGUGUGGCCAAAUCCCAGCUGCUGGGCUACAUAAGUCGCCUGGCUGUGCGCUCACAGUACACUACUGGACGCGGUUCCUCGGGCGUUGGUCUCACGGCUGCCGUGAUGAAGGAUCCUCUCACGGGCGAGAUGACGCUGGAGGGAGGAGCUCUGGUGCUGGCUGAUCAGGGCGUCUGUUGCAUUGACGAGUUCGACAAAAUGGCAGACGCAGAUCGUACGGCCAUUCACGAGGUCAUGGAACAGCAGACCAUUUCCAUAGCCAAGGCGGGCAUCAUGACGACUCUGAAUGCGCGUGUUUCCAUUCUGGCUGCAGCUAAUCCUGCCUUUGGUCGAUACAACCCACGUCGCACUGUGGAACAGAAUAUUCAGUUGCCCGCCGCUUUGUUGUCGCGUUUCGAUCUACUUUGGCUCAUCCAGGACAAACCCGACCGCGACAACGAUUUGCGACUGGCCAAGCACAUCACCUAUGUCCAUAGCCACAGCAAGCAGCCACCCUCUAGGGUCAAGUCCUUGGACAUGAAUCUAAUGCGCCGCUACAUCAAUCUCUGCAAACGCAAGCAUCCAACCAUUCCAGACGAGCUCACCGACUACAUUGUGGGUGCCUAUGUGGAGCUGCGACGCGAUGCGCGCAACCAGAAGGACAUGACAUUCACCUCGGCACGUAAUCUGCUCGGCAUCCUCCGUCUCUCGACGGCUUUGGCACGUCUGCGACUCUCCGAUCGCGUGGAGAAGGACGAUGUGGCCGAGGCACUGCGUUUGCUGGAGAUGUCCAAGGAUUCGCUCAACCAGAUACACGAACACCAGAAGGGACAUGUUCCCAAUACUUCGGACCGCAUCUUUGCCAUCGUCAGGGAAUUGGCUGGCUCUGGCAAGGCUGUCAAGAUCGCCGACAUCAUGGACCGCUGCACGACAAAGGGCUUCAAACCCGACCAGGUGGACAAGUGCAUCGAUGACUACGAGGAGCUCAAUGUGUGGCAGGUUAACAUGGGUCGCACCAAGAUUACAUUUAUGUGAAUAAAUCAAACAUUUGCCAGAAUUUUAUCUAUUUGUACUCUUAGCUUGUAAGAACAUUUCUUAAUUGAUCAUUUGACCAGUUGUCAUUGGUUAGCAUUAUGUUUCAUUCUCAUCAACAACAACUAAUUUAUAAAUAAAUACGCAAUUGUGCAAAAGAUUCCAUUAA
Messenger RNA from Drosophila innubila, 2329 nucleotides. RefSeq names its product DNA replication licensing factor Mcm7 (gene Mcm7). Gene Ontology annotation, molecular function: ATP binding; single-stranded DNA helicase activity; ATP hydrolysis activity. Gene Ontology annotation, biological process: DNA replication initiation; double-strand break repair via break-induced replication; DNA strand elongation involved in DNA replication. Gene Ontology annotation, cellular component: MCM complex; nucleus. Bases 1 to 2163 code for a protein of 720 amino acids. The transcript is spliced from 5 exons. Lineage: Eukaryota; Metazoa; Arthropoda; Insecta; Diptera; Drosophilidae. The record is from RefSeq and is a predicted model, not a curated record.